AUGAAUGAAAAAGGAAUUAGAUACUUGGAUACCAGCAAUAGAGAUUUAGCAGGCAAUGCUGAUUUAAAAAAAUUUACUACUUUAACCAGUCUAAAUUCUUACAACAACAAGUUUGAAAACUUGGACUUCUUAAACUCUUUACCCAAUAAAGAUAAAUUACAAAAAAUCAACUUCUUUGGCAAUCAAAUUAAAGAGAUAGAUUUAGCCCAUUUAUUAAGCACUUUUCUGAAUUGCGAAAAAAAUCCGUUAAGUGCGAAAAACUUGGAUAAUUUAACCAGCGAACAGUUUGGGAAAUUAGUUCAGGGAAUUAAGGAUAAAAAAAUUAGAAUUAAUUCCUUUAAAGGCACAAUUUUGAUAGAUUUAUUGGAAUACGCUCAACAAUUAGUUACCAAUGGGAAUAAUCAGCAACAACAGAACGUUCAAUAUCUGCAAACUCUUAUUCAACAGGGAAGUUCACCCGUUAAGGAUGAUAAGCAACCAAGUAAUAAUACUCCGCUUUUAGUUGGUGGAUUAGUUAUUUUUGGAAUUGCGACCUUAGCAAUUGGUUAUUUAUGA
This is a messenger RNA of Ambispora gerdemannii, 555 nucleotides long. The record is from the annotation of a GenBank genome assembly. Lineage: Eukaryota; Fungi; Glomeromycota; Glomeromycetes; Archaeosporales; Ambisporaceae.